Molecule: messenger RNA, 1151 nt
Organism: Nerophis ophidion (straightnose pipefish)
Lineage: Eukaryota; Metazoa; Chordata; Actinopteri; Syngnathiformes; Syngnathidae
Product: calcitonin gene-related peptide-like
Exons: 5
Coding region: 130-510 (126 amino acids)
Cellular component (GO): extracellular region
Molecular function (GO): hormone activity; calcitonin receptor binding
Source: RefSeq, a predicted model, not a curated record
UAUAUAGGCCGGCACCCCGGCCGCUGCACGCAACAGUCACCGUUGAGCACGAGCGUCGCAAGUUUGGACAAAGUCCCGCCACCAGAGAUUCCUUUUUUUCCCGCCGGGUGCUUGUCACAUAAGGGGACCAUGGUCAUGUUGAAGAUCUCCGCUUUCCUCGUCGCCUACGCCCUGGUCAUUUGCCAGAUGUACUGCUCACAAGCCGCCCCCGCCAGACCGGGUUUGGAAUCCAUGUCGGACCGAGUGACGCUCACGGACUACGAGGCGCGGCGGUUACUCAACGCCAUCGUCAAGGAGUUCGUGCAGAUGACGGCGGAGGAGAUGGAGGCACAGGCGACCGAAGGGAACAGCGUUACAGCACAGAAGCGAGCCUGCAACACGGCCACCUGCGUCACCCACCGCCUGGCCGACUUCCUCAGCCGGUCGGGGGGGAUGGGCAACAGCAACUUCGUCCCCACCAACGUCGGCGCCAAGGCCUUCGGCAGGCGGAGGAGAAGCGUCGCCAUGUGAGCGCCCCCACCCCCCUUCCAAGCCAACGAGAAAAACGGUCGACACGGCAAGAAAACAUCAGGGCGGGGAGAAAGAGAAAAAAAAAUGAAGCGCAAAAUCAGCAGAGAAGUGGCCCUUUAAACGCUCACUCAACAGCAUUCUUACGUUAGAACAAAAAUAAUAAAAAACAGUUUUAAUUUUUCUGCCUUGGGCAAAGAGACAAAACAGAUAAUAAAAAAGAAGCACUUUAGUUUCUGUUCACACGUGACUUCCUUCCUUCAUUAAAAAAGAAAAAAAAAAAAAAAAAAAACUAAAGUGGUCACCUCCUCACAUUUUGCUCCUUUGGCCUGGUCAGAGCACAUCCAGUAACUCCGCCCCAUUUGUGGUCCUCCUCCAAUCGUGCACCUUCAUCACUCAACGCCAGCAGGACCACCCCCCCCCUCCCCCACCCACCAUUUAACAUCAGCCUCCCAAGGACCCCCCCCCCCCCCCCCCGCCCCCACCCCACAACGGCUGUUGUCUUGUGCCUUGAUGUAGAACAAUUGACACGAUUGUACAGUUCUGUGGAGAGGAGACGACGGAUAAAUGAUGAAUAUUGUGAACAACAUUGUGAAAAUAACAAAAGUUUCAGCAAGAUUAAAAUGUAUUUUAGAUACACUCGG